Molecule: messenger RNA, 949 nt
Organism: Temnothorax curvispinosus
Lineage: Eukaryota; Metazoa; Arthropoda; Insecta; Hymenoptera; Formicidae
Exons: 4
Coding region: 345-893 (182 amino acids)
Source: RefSeq, a predicted model, not a curated record
CAGAUAGCAAAAGUAAAAGUAGACAUUAUACACCGAUUGAAAAAAGUUUAUUUUUACAAAUAUUAAAUAAAUAUAAACAUGUUAUUGAAUGUAAGAAAAGUAAUAUCAGUAUACUUCGGGAGAAAGAAAGUGCGUGGAAUGAUAUUUGUGAAGAAUUUAACAACUCUUCAUUGAUUACGCAAGAGAGAAGUGUACAGCAGUUAAAGAAGCUAUGGACCAACAUAAAGCAAACUCAAAGAGAUGUUAUAACAAAGGAAAAACAAAAUAGAUUUGCCACAGGUGGAGGACCAGAAACACCCUCCACAGAACUGGAUCCAGAUGUUGCUUCAAUAGUACCUUCUUUAAUGGCCACAGCUCCUACACUAUUUUCGUCAAAUAUGGAUGAUAAAGAAGUAGAAGAUCGAAAACAACUGGUGCACAAUAUUAUGGAUGACAUGGCAGAAAAUGAAUUAGAUGACAAUAUGAAAGACAAUAAUAAGGAGAACGAUUCAAUAAAAAUUUUAUGUGAAAGUAAUACAUCAAGUCCCAAAGAAAUUAUAGCUGAUAUGAUGCUGCCAGUUGAAAAUAAAAGGACUUGGGCUUUGAAAAAGUCCAAGUUCGUAGAAAAGGAAAACGAAAUUACAAUUGAUAUGACAGGUGAAACUAACAAGACUGUGAAAAAGCGCAAGUUUACAGAAACGGAAGACGAAGUAAAAAUUAUAAGAAUAAAAAAUAUAAUAGAACAAGAACGACAAAUGGCAGAAGCAAAAUUGAGACAUGAAGAAACAAUGGCUACUAUUAAAGAAACUCAUUUGAAAGAAAUGAAUAAAGUAGAGCUUAGAACAUCAUUAGCAAAAGCAGAAUUAGCUGAAAUUCUGCUAAAAAAAGAAAAAGAUUACACACUCAGAUUGUAAUAGAUUUUACUAUACUAUAUAUAUUUUUAUUUUACUACCUAUAUUAUGCAAUAUAA